AGUGUACUAUCUGACUUUUUGCUUUUCAAGACCUUCCUCAAAAGAGAACUGAAUGAGGGAGAAUGGUGCAUUGAUAAAAGUAUUUACGUUCAGUGUGUGGUACAUUUUUCACGACAAUGGACCACUCCAUUAACUCCCGUCCGCUACUUCAGCCCAGUGACAGUGAUUUUGGUGAAUCCGACGAUACUCGCGCUUCCAAUGACGAAGUUGAGAUUCGUUCUGAGACAAAGAAUGAACCCACUGACCGACUUAACAUCAUCUACAUGAUAUUCUACCUCCUGGGAAUGACCACACUCCUCCCAUGGAAUUUCUUCAUAACAGCUGAGAAUUACUGGAUGUUCAAGUUCCGGAAUGUAACAGGAAAUGACACAGAUGUCCUAACACCCAUCCAGAGGACCUUUACGUCGGACUUGAGUGUGUCCUCAGCUGUUCCCAAUACAGUUUUUCUGGUCCUAAAUGCCUUUCUCAGCCACCGAAUUCCCCUGAAGCUACGAAUGAUGGGCUCGAUGGGGAUCAUCUUUGUCCUUUUCAUCUUUACAACAGUCUUCGUGGAAGUGGACACAGAUUCUUGGCAACGGGCUUUUUUUGCCAUCACCAUCACUACGGUCGUGGUAAUGAAUAUUGCUGCAGCAAUCCUCUCCGGAGGACUCUUUGGAAUUGCCGGACAAUUCCCUUCUGAAUACAUGACAGCCGUGGUCAGUGGCCAGGCACUUGGGGGCAUUUUUGCUGCACUCUGUGAAGUCAUCUCUCUGACCUUCGGAGCCUCCCCGAACACAACUGCUCUGGUCUACUUCAGUGUGGCCAUUGUGGUCAUGAUAAUCUCCCUCUUGGCCUACUUCCUCAUGUCCAGGACCAUUUUCUUCAAAUUCUACACCUCAAAUCGCUCCUCAGUGACCCCUCGACUCCAGGAUGAAGCCCAUCUACUCGGAGAGCCCCCAAUUGCACCCGAUUUCCGGCACAUUCUCCGGAAGAUCUGGCUCUAUGGCUUCUCCGAGUGGUUUGUCUUCGUGGUCACUCUCUCAGUUUAUCCCGCCGUCACGGUUCUCGUGACCAGCGAGAAUCACGGCAAUGGACACCUUUGGAACGAUGUCUUCUUCACCACCGUCGUAAACUACUUGGUUUUCAAUUCCGGGGACUAUUUAGGACGCAUCAUAGCCGGACUCUUUGAAUGGCCUCAAAACCGACCUCGCCUUGUGGCUUUCUUUACACUCAUCCGGGCAGGAUUUAUUCCCAUCUUCCUGAUGUGCAAUUCAACACCGCGCGAAAAUUUGCCGAUCAUCAUACAUUCCGACAUAGUGUUCAUCCUCCUGAUGUGCAUUUUUGCCCUGACCAAUGGCUACAUCGCCAACAUUGCCCUACUCUGUGCCCCGAAAAUCGUUGCAAAUCACGAAAAGGAAAUGGCAGCAUCGAUGAUGGCAGCCUUCCUGGGAAUAGGAUUGGCCUUUGGUUCUGGAUUUGGGCUACUAUUUGUGCAAAUACUUUGAACACUGUUUCCAGUAUUCUCACUAAAGAACAUUCUUAGAACAAUUGUUGUUGCAGAAUUUUAGAGCCAUUUCUUAGACGAUCACGUUUGUAGAAUUUUUCAUGUGAUAUUUCUUUUGCGCGUAAGUCUUUAAAACUUUUUUAUAGUCCAAAGAGGCAAUGUUUUAUUUUAUUAUGUGUACAGUAGUCCAAUUCGUAGAUAAAUAAAUGGGUGACAAAUAUAAUUAAA
Phlebotomus papatasi is the source of this 1711-nucleotide messenger RNA. RefSeq names its product equilibrative nucleoside transporter 3 (gene Ent1). Gene Ontology annotation, biological process: nucleoside transmembrane transport. The record is from RefSeq and is a predicted model, not a curated record. The coding region runs from base 117 to 1484 and encodes 455 amino acids. Gene Ontology annotation, cellular component: plasma membrane. Gene Ontology annotation, molecular function: nucleoside transmembrane transporter activity. The transcript has 3 exons. NCBI's taxonomy places the organism in Eukaryota, Metazoa, Arthropoda, Insecta, Diptera, Psychodidae.